Otolemur garnettii (small-eared galago) is the source of this 2253-nucleotide messenger RNA. RefSeq names its product pescadillo ribosomal biogenesis factor 1 (gene PES1). The record is from RefSeq and is a predicted model, not a curated record. The transcript has 15 exons. NCBI's taxonomy places the organism in Eukaryota, Metazoa, Chordata, Mammalia, Primates, Galagidae. Gene Ontology annotation, molecular function: RNA binding. Gene Ontology annotation, biological process: ribosome biogenesis; maturation of LSU-rRNA from tricistronic rRNA transcript (SSU-rRNA, 5.8S rRNA, LSU-rRNA). Gene Ontology annotation, cellular component: PeBoW complex; nucleolus.
AGGGACCUCAGGGCGCUUGACGAGACACGCGCGAGAGGAAGUGGCGCUGUCUUUCGUAGCUGCGCUGGUAGACUGCUCGGCGUGGAGCCAUGGGAGGCCUUGAGAGGAAGAAGUAUGAACGAGGCUCUGCCACCAACUACAUCACCCGAAAUAAAGCCCGGAAGAAGCUGCAGCUGAGCCUGGCUGACUUCAGGCGGCUGUGCAUCCUGAAGGGCAUUUAUCCCCAUGAGCCCAAACACAAGAAGAAGGUUAACAAGGGCUCCACUGCGGCCCGAACUUUUUACCUUGUCAAAGACAUCAAGUUUCUCCUCCAUGAACCUAUUGUCAACAAGUUCCGGGAAUACAAGGUGUUUGUUCGGAAGCUCCGGAAGGCCUAUGGGAAGAGUGAGUGGAACACUGUGGAGCGUCUGAAGGACAACAAGCCUAACUAUAAACUUGACCACAUCAUCAAGGAGCGGUACCCCACGUUCAUUGACGCUCUGCGGGACCUGGACGACGCCCUCUCCAUGUGCUUCCUCUUUUCCACUUUCCCUCGGACUGGCAAGUGCCACGUGCAGACCAUUCAACUGUGCCGCCGGCUCACUGUGGAGUUCAUGCACUACAUCAUUGCUGCCCGUGCCCUGCGCAAGGUCUUCCUGUCCAUCAAAGGCAUCUACUACCAGGCUGAAGUGCUGGGACAGCCUAUUGUGUGGAUCACACCCUACGCCUUCUCCCAUGAUCACCCAACAGAUGUGGACUACAGGGUCAUGGCCACCUUCACUGAGUUCUACACCACCUUGCUGGGCUUUGUCAACUUCCGCCUCUACCAGUCACUCAACCUCCACUACCCACCCAAGCUUGAGGAUCAGGUUGAAGCAAAGGUGAAGGACAGUGAGGGCACCUAUGCACUGGACUCCGAAAGCUCUAUGGAGAAACUGGCAGCCCUCAGUGCCAGCCUGGCUCGAGUGGUGGUACCUGCCAUUGAGGAGGAGGCCGAGGUGGAUGAAUUUCCUGCUGAUGAGGAGAUAGCUGUGCGGGAAGAGGACCACAGAAAGGAACUGGAGGCACAGGAAAAGCAUAAGAAGCUCUUUGAGGACCUGAAGUUCUUCCUGAAUCGUGAGGUGCCCCGUGAGGCCCUGGCCUUCAUCAUCAGGAGUUUUGGGGGGGACGUAUCCUGGGACAAGUCUGUGUGCAUUGGAGCCACCUAUGAUGUCACAAACUCCUGCAUCACCCACCAGAUUGUCGACCGGCCUGGGCAGCAGACCUCUGUCAUUGGCAGGUACUAUGUGUAGCCUCAGUGGGUGUUUGACUCUGUGAAUGCCCGGCUCCUCCUCCCGGUGUCAGAGUACUUCCCUGGUGUGAAGCUGCCCCCACACCUUUCACCCUUCGUGUCUGAGAAGGAAGGAGAUUACAUCCCACCUGAGAAACUGAAACUGCUGGCUCUACAGCGGGGAGAGGAUCCAGGAAACUUGAAUGAGUCUGAAGAAGAGGAGAAGGAGGAAGACAAUGAAGGUGAUGGCAAUGAAGGGGGAGAAAAUGAAGAAGAGGAGGAUGUGGAGACUAGUUCAGAAAAGGAAGAAGAAGCGCGACUGACAGCUCUUGAGGAGCAGAGGAUGGAGAAAAAGAAGCCCCAGGUGAUGGAAGGCACCAUGAAGCUGGAAGACAAGCAGCGGCUGGCCCAAGAGGAAGAGAGCGAGGCCAAACGCCUGGCCAUCAUGAUGAUGAAGAAGCGAGAGAAGUACCUGUACAACAAGAUCAUGUUUGGCAAGAGGCGCAAAAUUCGCGAGGCCAACAAGCUGGCAGAGAAGCGGAAAGCCCAUGAUGAGGCCUUGAGGUCUGAGAAGAAGGCCAAGAAGGCAAAGGUGGUGUGAGCACUGGUGGCCGCUCACUGGGCUGAGAUCAGUUCCUGGCAGCUGGAUGUGAAAAAGGCAGGCCAGAGGACCUGAGCUUGGUGACAGACCAGAGUCACCUCUGCUCUCAUUCUCUUUUUUGCCAUGGCCCCUUCAUGCUCUCUGCUUGAAUCUGUGGGCAGCUCUGGCCUCCCUUGGAUGGUGGCUGGGCAGAGGAGAAGCCUGUGUACCCACCCUGGUUCUGUGCUUCCAGUACAGCUGGAUACAGGGACCUGACCAGCCCCUCACCUGCUGCCCUCAUUCACCUUGCUUUUCACAGCCCUCCACCCCCUAGGGUUGGACUCAUGCUUCUCCGGGUGCUAUGAUGGGGUGGGGUCAGGGGAGUAUUUGUUAUUAAAUGGCUGGACUUUUGUAGUCAGUAAGA